This is a messenger RNA of Pyrenophora tritici-repentis Pt-1C-BFP, 948 nucleotides long. RefSeq names its product Metaviral-G multi-domain protein. NCBI's taxonomy places the organism in Eukaryota, Fungi, Ascomycota, Dothideomycetes, Pleosporales, Pleosporaceae. The record is from RefSeq and is a predicted model, not a curated record.
AUGCAUCGACUACUGCUAUUGGCCACUCUAUUAGCCACUUCACAUGGCGCCAUCCAACCAUACAUUCCUAGGGCAGCAGAGUACCGAACCGAAUGUAAGACAUGUCCUCGGUCUCUAUGUCCCAAUCAACUCUAUUACGACUACGAUGAAACCUUCAACGCAACAUGCUGGACGCACGGAACAAAGAUCAUGGGUGAUAACUUGUGGCUCAAGAGCGAAGCCGGAUGCUAUGUUACGCAAUACGACGUCGUCGAGUACCCCGGAGACUAUACCACCGAUCUCAAAUACUGCGGUCCCGAAUCCGAGAUACAGCACUUGACCAUCGCCGACGCAACCACAAAAUACAAAACCGAAUGCCGAAUAUGCCCCGACCUAACCUGCGACGCGAUUUCCUACCUCAAAGAAGACACAGACCUUGAGCUAACAUGCUGGUACCCCGAUGGCCAGCUCAUCAUUGAUGACCCAUAUUGGCUCAAAACCAGCAACAAUUGCUACGUCGCCCGCAAAAACCUCUACGAACCACCCGACCUCACCCGCCUCGACAACUGCGGCCCCAUCCCUUUUCUAGAAAACCUAUGGCACAACAACGAAAACGGGACCAGCGAUGUCAACAAGCGCGAGGCUGCACCUUUCCCAGGGCCUUUUUCGGCAAACUACCUCGUCAAUGUUACUGUGGGAGAGGAAUAUUCCUACUGCCGCUCGUGCACAAACACGACGUGCGAGGUAGAGAAGACAUACGAGUUUGACCAAGAAGUUUACGUGCAGUGCAUUGCACGGGAUAGUGCAGAUAUAUGGUGGAGCUUGACGACGGAUUUCUGCUAUGUGCCCAAUUCGGACUUUUGGCAGUCUGUAGAGGGGGAUUAUUAUAGAAUGCCGUUGUGUGAGUACUUUGACGGAAAGCCGCCAGGUAGCGACGACGUGGCUUUGCAGCGGCGAAAUGAUGAGUAG